UACGUCAGCGACAGCAGCCCGGCCUGCGGUCGGGAGUGUGUCUAGUGCGAGAGUGUGCGCGCGCACGUGUGCUGCAGCUGACAGCUCCCACCAGACGGCUCUCCGCUCAAGGCCAGCCGCGCCCGUCAAGGACGACAGCAAUCCGAGAGUGGCAGCGCACAGCUCCCUCAGUAAUUGCGGAUCCACCAAAUGACCUCGAUGCUCGUCGAUGACGGUCAGUGCUGACCACCAUUCCAGAGCACCGCCACCGAGCAGUGGACAAUGUCUCGGGGAGUUUAAACAUUCGCAGAAUCGCCGCAGAGAGCAGCGCGGUGUAGCCGGGAGUCGUGCUUACGCAAGAGACGGCUCUUCGAAACAGGUACGCUCCGAAGCUGAACAGCAUUCAGCUCUGCGCCACCGAGACGGUCGCGGGCGCGGUUCCCUCGCAGCACAGGUGUGAAGCGCGGUAGGACAGAGACGGUUUCAUCGCCACUGGGACAGCGGCUCGAGGAUGGUGAGCGACGAGAGGACGCCCCUCCUCAGCCACGUGGUGCUGUUGGUUCCCAAGGAGCCCGGGGCGGCCACGGUGGUGGCGCCGGGUCCCAUCCUACCCGUAGCUGCCAUCGGCGGCGACGGGUGGUCCGGGCUCACCAACAGGGAGCUGCUGGCUAUGGCGCAGGACCCGUUCUGGGUGCGGCUGCGGAUGCUCACCUUCUGGGGUUUCUGGGUGUGCUGGUUGGUGCUUUUCGUGGCAGCCCUGUCCGUCGUCUUCACCAGUCCGCCGUGUGGCGAAGCGGACUGCGCCAACGCCACACUCACCACGACGCCGCCAGCCACCGAUCUUCCCUCCACUGUGACACUCGAGGCCUGGACAACUAUGGUGCCUCGCUGAGGGGAUUCCCCUCCAGCGCUUUGUCCAGAGUUUCCCUCUGGUCGGGAGAACUGUUACUUGGACGGCGAGACUACUAACACCGACACGAGAGGAUCCCGCGGGAUACGCCUCUCACGAUGCGGCCAACUGUGACCUACAGUGCCCACUAACUGCAAACCGUGGAUAAGUGCAGUGCAGACAUCCUGAAUAACAGCUAUGAACGACGACACGCUUCAGUCAGGUUGCCGAGGAAACGUUUAACGCCAAAUGUUGUACAGCCCAGAGGGAUUAAAAAGGAACGCGUAGCUGUCUUGUACACAUUACCAUGUUUGAUCGUAUAGCUAAGUCCCUUUAUGGUUAUUGAAAAUAAAUACGUUUGUGCUCUGUACAUUACAGAACAUUAGGCACGUCAUGAAGUAAGUACAUUCCUUGCAGUCCCAAGACGGUAAGAUUUCUUUUGUAUCAAAAAUGUAUUGUAAUCCAAAGUUAUACACUUUUAUUUGCUGUGAUACACUAUAGAUAAUUUUUAACAGAUCGGCGUAACUGUUUGUAUGAUUCUUUUCGUUUGCAAAAAAUGCCGAAGACGGUAGUAUUUAAACGAAUAAAACUAAUACAUAUUUACAGUUUAUAAAGAGACCCCUGUGUUGUUUCACGCAAUAAAAGUUAUAAGGUGAAA
Schistocerca piceifrons (Central American locust) is the source of this 1526-nucleotide messenger RNA. RefSeq lists its product as uncharacterized. The coding region runs from base 491 to 871 and encodes 126 amino acids. The record is from RefSeq and is a predicted model, not a curated record. The transcript is spliced from 2 exons. NCBI's taxonomy places the organism in Eukaryota, Metazoa, Arthropoda, Insecta, Orthoptera, Acrididae. Gene Ontology annotation, biological process: amino acid transport.